Messenger RNA from Mesocricetus auratus (golden hamster), 1820 nucleotides. RefSeq names its product phospholipase D family member 6 (gene Pld6). Gene Ontology annotation, cellular component: mitochondrion. Gene Ontology annotation, molecular function: RNA endonuclease activity producing 5'-phosphomonoesters, hydrolytic mechanism. NCBI's taxonomy places the organism in Eukaryota, Metazoa, Chordata, Mammalia, Rodentia, Cricetidae. The record is from RefSeq and is a predicted model, not a curated record. Gene Ontology annotation, biological process: piRNA processing.
GGCUGGGGGCGGGGGCGGGUUGGUUAGGUGUUGGGCUCGCGCAAGCGCCUGGUGCCAGCGUUGACCUCUGAGGUGGCGGCCAUGGGGCACUCGAGUUGGCGGUUGGUGGUCGCGGCCGGCGCGGGUCUCGCGCUGGCCCUAGAGGCGCUACCGUGGCUGAUGCGUUGGUUGCUGGCCGGGCGGCGGCCUCGGCGUGAGGUGCUCUUCUUCCCGUCUCAGGUGACCUGUACCGAGGCCCUCCUGCAGACCCCAGGCUUGCCCCCCGGGCCCUCCUCGGGCUGCCCGUGCAGCCUCCCUCACAGUGAGAGUUCGCUGAGCCGGCUGCUGCGCGCGCUGCUGGCCGCCCGCUCCAGUCUGGAGCUCUGCCUCUUCGCCUUCUCCAGCCCGCAGCUGGGGCGCGCCGUGCAGCUGCUGCACCAGCGUGGGGUGCGUGUGCGGGUCAUCACCGACUGCGACUAUAUGGCCCUCAACGGUUCGCAGAUCGGCCUACUGCGCAAGGCAGGUAUACAGGUACGUCAUGACCAGGACCUCGGCUACAUGCACCAUAAGUUUGCCAUUGUUGACAAGAAGGUGCUCAUCACUGGCUCCCUCAAUUGGACCACACAGGCCAUCCAGAACAACCGUGAGAACGUUCUGAUUAUGGAGGACACAGAGUAUGUGCGGCUGUUCCUGGAGGAGUUUGAGCGCAUCUGGGAAGAAUUUGACCCCACCAAGUACAGCUUUUUCCCCCAAAAGCAUCGAGGGCACUGACCCUGCUCUGUUCUGCUCAGUCUUCCAACUUGUACUUGUGAUUUGAACCAGACUUUCCUGGCUGGCAGGGAGCAGCCUGGGUGCACUGGACUGAUGUCUUCCUGUCAUUGCAUUGGCACAACAGAAGUCAGGAAGGAAGUGACAGUGUGGCCAGUGCAAUAGGCUGUUCUAUGGCAGUAGUUGCCUAGAUAGGCAGGCCAUCCUCUUUAAGUGGCUUCUGGGCAUCACUAGACAUGUCUGAUAGUCCUGACCCUCUGCAAUUGGUGUGUCUCCUUGCAUUGCUAAUCACUGGUGAGGACUACUUAAUUGUCCAUAGCCCUCACAUUAGAGCAGUACUGUGGAUUUAGAAGUGGCCUCACCUCGAGCACCUAUGUGCACUUGUAGCUUUUGCUCAGUCAUGGACCAGGAGCUGAUGACAAAGGGAGCACUGGAGGUAAGAGCUGCCCAGGCUAUCUCAGCUCUGUGGUGGCCAUUCCCAGGGGGUCAGAGGACAGUCUCAUCUGCAUUUGUGACAUGUUCCAAACUAUUAUGUUUUUAUAUGCAAAUAGCUUAACUGACAAAAGAGCUACAGUUUUGUCAUUGGUCAUGCUUGUGUACAUGACAAGCUCCAUGUGGUCCCUUAAAGUCAGUCUGAGUGGAUGAAGUGUCCUUUAGUUCAUAGAACUGGUCAAUAUAGGUGUUUUCUUCCUUUUUUAUGGAGGGAGGGGUGGUAAAAUGAGGUCUUACCAUGUAGCCCUGGCUGGUCUUCAACUCAAAGAUCUGCCUGAUUCUGCCUCAGAUACUGGGAUUAAAGACAUGUGCCACUGUGCCCAGCUCUGUUCACCUCUUUCAGUUUUACCUUUUACUUAUGUUAGACAACUUGAUGUUGAUUUUCAAAAAGAUUUAACAGAAACUGUAAAGUAUAAUAUUCAGAAGUAGUUAUGUUGAAUAAGUUCUUCCCUUCUGGAGCUUGUAAAUCCUUAAGUGUGUGCUCAGGUGGGGGAAGAUCACAAAAUGUCCUUUGAGUGACAAUGCCAUUGGGGCUCUUGAACUUCUGGCAUAUUUCAAUAAAUAUUAUUUUGGAAUAUGAA